Messenger RNA from Sycon ciliatum, 543 nucleotides. RefSeq names its product hormone-sensitive lipase-like. Gene Ontology annotation, biological process: triglyceride catabolic process. Gene Ontology annotation, cellular component: cytosol. Lineage: Eukaryota; Metazoa; Porifera; Calcarea; Leucosolenida; Sycettidae. The record is from RefSeq and is a predicted model, not a curated record. The transcript has 2 exons. The coding region runs from base 28 to 528 and encodes 166 amino acids. Gene Ontology annotation, molecular function: triacylglycerol lipase activity; sterol ester esterase activity.
AGUCAUCUACGCUGUCGCGCAAGUGGCAUGGACAAGACUGGCGACCUGAUCGUUGAUCAUACUCAGUUUCCGGACGACUUUCUGGACACUGCUGAGAGUAUGGAGCGGAGAAGCUUCUAUGGACGGUGCCUCGGCCUUCAUAGCUAUCUAAGCCACUGGGCCAACCAGCUCAACGUUCCCGUGGUGUCCGUUGACUACAUGACGGCCCCCGAGCACCCGCACCCACGUGCCGUCAACGACUGUUUCUACGCGUACGCCUGGGUGCUGAGGAACGCCACCAGCCUGGGCACCACUGCCGAGAAAGUCAUCCUGGCCGGCGACUCGGCCGGAGGUAACUUUGUCUUCGGAGUGGCAUUCCUCGCUGCGCAGUACCAGCUUCGGAAGCCAUGUCUGGUGCUGGGCGCGUACCCUGCUCUGAAAAUCUCACUGGAUCUGUCACUGGCACGCUGCCUAAGCGUAAUGGAUCCGCUGUUACCCAUUAGAACGCUGCGGGCAUGUUUGAAUGCGUACCGGGGGAGUGGCAGGUGAGAUACCAGUUCUUCU